Molecule: messenger RNA, 864 nt
Organism: Monosiga brevicollis MX1
Lineage: Eukaryota; Choanoflagellata; Craspedida; Salpingoecidae
Exons: 4
Coding region: 33-413 (126 amino acids)
Biological process (GO): deadenylation-dependent decapping of nuclear-transcribed mRNA
Cellular component (GO): Lsm1-7-Pat1 complex; P-body
Molecular function (GO): RNA cap binding
Source: RefSeq, a predicted model, not a curated record
UUUUUUUUUUUUCCUCAAGCACGACCAGAGUGAUGGCAGCGGUUCCCAUGCCUAGCACGAUCUCGGCCACUGCGGCACUCAUUGACGAGCUUGACAAAAAACUUAUUUGCGUGCUCCGGGAUGGUCGCAAACUGAUUGGAUAUCUGCGCAGCGUCGAUCAGUUUGCCAACCUGGUGCUUCAAGAUACCGUCGAGCGGUACUACGUGGGCAACGAAUAUGGUGACGUGCCAGUCGGCAUCUACAUUAUUCGCGGCGAGAACGUGGCGCUGCUUGGCGAGAUGGAUGCAUCAGCUGACCAGAGCCGGUUCUUGAAGCAAGUGGAUGCUGAAACGAUUUUGCGUAAGCACGCUGAGCUGCCAGAUGCCGACAAGCGCCGUACGCAGGGAGGCGACGAGUACGCCGAUAUGAGCUGAUUGGGUGACACUCAAGCCCAAGCAAACGGUUUGAACCUGAUGGCAGCCCCCUUUGGGUUUGCUCUUGGUCUCAGUCUUGCCCUCUGCUUUUGACUCUUCCCCCCUCCCUCCCCCUCCUGUUUAUUCGCUAUGGAAGAGGAGCAAGCAAAAGUCGUGUUUACAAUUUGAGUGCCGGCUUGUGCAGGCCUUGAGGACGGAGCGUCUGAGCUCUUGUGUGCGCGUGGACUUGUCUGCUUUUGGUUCUUCGCAAAUACAUCGUUUCAAUGUUGAACAACUUGGAAUGAGUUGUUGACAGAUUUGCCAUGGUUUUUUUUUUCUCUCCUCAUUCUUCGAGCUGCAACACCAAGCGCGCGCUGCAGCUGCUUGUUACCGCGGGUGUUGGUGGUUCGUGGCGGGCUGUGCCCAUCCAUGCCCCCUGCACGCCUCAAACAAUUCCAUGAGAGUUCAACAA